AUGACUCCAAAAACCAUAGUUUUAGUUUGCGUCGGAACUUGGAUUUUCGUUGCCGAAAUAUCCUCGCAAGGGGGAAUUUCAACACUGCCCCAAGCCAUAGCAGAUUUAGUUGAAAAGUCUUAUGUUCAGCACACGACGGGAUUCAAUUUCUUUGUCCAUUGUAAAGAGAACAAUUUGCAAAGAAUUCAGUAUUUCUAUGACCUUCUGGAUUUUACUCUACGAAAAAUCGGAGAAAUUAUUUCGGUUAGAAUUGGUGUUUUCGAAGAAUUGUACACGGACAGUCAGCGUCAUUAUAUUGUUAUAGCGGUGGAUUCGUUUUCGGCAAUGGAUAAACUCUUUCGAGAAAUCAAUGUGAUGCACUUCAAUAUCGACGGACACCUUGUGAUUGUUCUGAAAACUUUCGAAGGCCAUUAUCACAGCGAUAUGGUUAAAAUAUUUGAUCUGUGCUGGGAGAUUGGAAUCGUAAAUGCUAAUGUUGUUGUGGAAGUUAUUCCGGGCGCUGUGAUGAUGUUCACUUAUUUUCCAUUCACUAAGACUUCAUGUGCCAUAGUCGCACCAGUGCUCUUUAAUAGAUUCACGAAUUCAGAGUGGGAAAAUGAUGAUUUGUUUCCGUCGAAGAUUCGAAACUUGCAGGGUUGUCCCUUGAAUUGUGGCACUUGGGAGGAUGAACCAUAUUUGAAAGUUCUGCAUAAUGAACAAGAAAAUCAGGAGUAUAAUGGUAUCGAAGGGAAACUGCUUGAAUUCAUAGCAUCCCAGAUGAAUUUUACCAUUAAUUUUUACUUUUUGAAUGAAACCCAGAUUGAAAGGACUCUAGACGAUAAAGGAGAUGUGUUUGAUGAGCUAUUUUGGGCAGGGAUGGAUUUUGUGAUUGGAGCACUGCACUAUAAGCCCACAUUUUAUGAGGACUACUUUAAUCCCACAAAUGGAUACUACUUAAGCGAUUACUGCAUCAUUCUCAGUUCGAAACGUGAAAAACUCCCACCAAUUACUAAACUUCUUUUUCCCUUCACCUUCUCGGUGUGGCUUUAUGUAAUGAUCUACUUCGGAGCUGGAGCAUUAGUAGCUUUAGGGGCAAAGUGGUUAGCAGACCACGUAAGGGACUUCAUUCUUGGUUCGAUGAAUCGGAUUGCACUGUACAAUAUGUUCUACACAGCUAUUGGGGGAGGGGUACAUAGAAUCCCAGGAACAAAUUUCGCUCGUUUUCUGCUCUGCACAUGGAUGCUUCUUUGGUUGGUCCUUCGAUCUGGAUAUCAAUCAGCAUUGUUUAACUUCAUAAGAAUGGACAUUUCCCUGCCACCACCUGAUAAUAUCGAUGAUGUUCUAAAAGACAACUAUAGAAUUCUUCUAACUCCUGCUGUAUAUAAGGUCUUGGACAAACUUCCUUUGAUACAGGCCGCUUCGGAAUUACUCAACGGCACAGAAGUGGAAAACUUUCCAAUGCUUCUGGAUGAAUCAAAUAGUAAAGUUGCUAUUCUUGUGCCAUAUGAGUAUUUUGGUUACUAUAAGAAAAUUAAUUUGGAAAAAAUCAGUGAAUUUCAUGUUGUCAAAGAACAUCUCUUCACCCAACAGCUAAGUAUGUAUUUGAGGAAGGACUCGUUUUUAGUGUCGCCGUUUAAUAAAUUGAUCUUGGAGUAUUAUAGCAAUGGCUUGACACUGAAAUGGGAGAGAGCGUUUAUUGUUAUGAAAAAUAGACAUGAAAAGGAUAAAUCAGCACCGUUUAAGGUAAUGACACUGUUAGAAGUCUACGGAGCAGUUGAUGUGUUCUUUUUUGGAAUUGCAAUUGGAGCAGUUGUUUUUGUGGGGGAGAUUAUUGUUUUUAGAAUUAUGAAGAGUCAUCGGAAGUUUUUCAAAAGAUUUUUCAAGACAAGGCGAAAGGUUGGGUACUACUAACGGAUUUAAAUAAAAUGCUAG
Molecule: messenger RNA, 1911 nt
Organism: Eupeodes corollae
Lineage: Eukaryota; Metazoa; Arthropoda; Insecta; Diptera; Syrphidae
Exons: 2
Coding region: 1-1890 (629 amino acids)
Source: RefSeq, a predicted model, not a curated record